UCCACCAGCAGAGCAGAGCAGAGAGCAUGGCGGCGGUGAAGGUGUUCGGGUCGGCGGCGUUCACGAACGUGACGCGGGUGCUGGUGUGCCUGGAGGAGGUCGGCGCCGAGUACGAGAUCGUCCAGGUCGACUUCCAUGCCAGGGAGCACAAGGGCUCCGGCCACCUCGCCAGAAACCCGUUCGGACAGGUCCCGGCGUUCCAGGACGGCGAUCUCGUGCUCUUCCAGUCCCGUGCGAUCUCACGCUACGUGCUCCGCAAGCACAAGACCGACGAGGUCAACCUGUUGAGGGAAGGCGACCCCGAGGAGUCGGCCCUCGUCGACGUCUGGAUGGACGUGGAGGCGCUCAACUUCGACACCGCCAUGCACGCGGUGUUCUACCAGCACCGCGUGGCCCCGGCGCUGGGCCGGACCGCCGACGAGAAGAUCAUCGGCGACAACAUCGAGAAGCUGAAGAAGGUGCUGGACGUGUACGAGGCCCGGCUGACCAAGCACAGGUACCUGGCCGGGGAUUUCCUGAGCCUGGCGGAUCUUAGUCACUUCCCGGAGACGCAUUACUUCAUGGGGAUGCCCUACGCGGCGGUGUUGGACGCGUACCCUCGUGUUAGGGCCUGGCUGAAGGAGCUGUUUGCUAGGCCUGCCGUCAAGAAGGUCAUCUCGCUCAUGGCCAAGGACUUCCAGUGAUCAUGGCAGACGAAGCUAGUCAUUUGAGUAUGUAGCAACAAUACCUCUUCAUAAAUUAGGAACAUAGUACAGCAGAAAAUCUGGAUGCUCGUCAUUGCAAGUCCCAAGUGACAGUCUCGCGGCAGUGAGAAGUAAAAUACGGUGUUGCUCAACAUGUUUUGUAUCCGCUUGUUAUAUUUUUAUAAGUUAAUAAAC
Hordeum vulgare subsp. vulgare (domesticated barley) is the source of this 878-nucleotide messenger RNA. RefSeq names its product probable glutathione S-transferase GSTF1. The record is from RefSeq and is a predicted model, not a curated record. Gene Ontology annotation, cellular component: cytoplasm. The coding region runs from base 27 to 683 and encodes 218 amino acids. Gene Ontology annotation, molecular function: glutathione transferase activity; glutathione binding. The transcript has 3 exons. Lineage: Eukaryota; Viridiplantae; Streptophyta; Magnoliopsida; Poales; Poaceae.